Molecule: messenger RNA, 1188 nt
Organism: Tilletiaria anomala UBC 951
Lineage: Eukaryota; Fungi; Basidiomycota; Exobasidiomycetes; Georgefischeriales; Tilletiariaceae
Product: Oxysterol-binding protein
Exons: 5
Coding region: 1-1188 (395 amino acids)
Cellular component (GO): cytosol; membrane; intracellular membrane-bounded organelle
Molecular function (GO): sterol binding
Source: RefSeq, a predicted model, not a curated record
AUGGGUCUCCUCGAUUCCGUCUCUGGAGCACUAGGCGCCGCCGUCAAGCCUGGCAAGGAGGACCGGGCGCCAGAAGGCGCCAAUGCCGACGAUACCGAGGAGCUCGAUGAGGAAAGCGGGAACAUCCUUCUAAGUCUGAUCAGCCAGCUGCGCAUCGGGAUGGACCUGCACAAAGUUACACUGCCCACCUUUGUGCUCGAGCCGAGGAGCAUGCUCGAACGGAUCACUGAUUUUAUGAGUCACGCAGACUUGAUCUUUGGAGUCGGUAAGAUCGAGGACCCAGAGAAGCGGUUUGUGCAGAUCACAAAGUACUACCUGUCCGGGUGGCAUAUCAAGCCCAAGGGUGUCAAGAAGCCAUACAAUCCAGUCCUUGGCGAGUGGUUCCACUGCUCGUACAGCUAUGCGGAUGGAUCGAAAGGGUACUAUAUUGCAGAACAGGUAUCCCACCACCCACCAAUUAGCGCCUACUUCUACUGCUCACCGGAGAACAACAUGCUGGUAUACGGCGAGCUCAAGCCGAAGUCCAGGUUCCUCGGCAAUUCCGCCGCGACAAUCAUGCAGGGCGAGAGCCGGAUUGCGCUGCUAGACAGACCAGAGGACAAUGAGUACGUGAUCGGAAUGCCGAACAUUUACGCCCGGGGUAUCCUCUUCGGCAAGAUGGUCCUCGAGCUGGGCGACCACAGCAAGGUGGAGAACCCGACGACGGGCAUGGCGUGCGACAUUGAGUUCAAGACCAAGGGUUACUUUUCUGGCACAUACAACGCCAUCGGCGGCAAGGUCACACACAAGGGCAAGGCCGUCGGCGAGCUCAGCGGCAAGUGGUCGGACCAGCUGGACUACAAGCACAUCGCCACGGGCGACACAGACGUCCUGUUCGACGUCAAGGGCGAGAGCAUCGCCGACAAGAUCGUCCGGCCCGAGGCGGAACAGGAGGAGAACGAGAGCAGGCGCCUGUGGAGCAAGGUGACCGAGGGCAUCAAGGAAAAGAACCUCGACAAGGCCACUGAGCACAAGACCACCAUCGAGGAGCGGCAACGCAAGGCCAACAAGGAGCGCGAGGAGAAUGGGGAGACGUACAAGCCGAGGUUCUUUGUGCAGAAGGACGACAAGUUCUACCCUCAAGUCGACGCGCUCCCGGAAGUUUUCCAAGCAGAGCCAGUCAUCAAGUACUUUAGCACCAUGACCUGA